Messenger RNA from Triticum aestivum (bread wheat), 1378 nucleotides. Its product is annotated as ASC1-like protein 1. The transcript is spliced from 6 exons. Gene Ontology annotation, biological process: ceramide biosynthetic process. Bases 125 to 1072 code for a protein of 315 amino acids. Gene Ontology annotation, molecular function: sphingosine N-acyltransferase activity. Lineage: Eukaryota; Viridiplantae; Streptophyta; Magnoliopsida; Poales; Poaceae. Gene Ontology annotation, cellular component: endoplasmic reticulum; membrane. The record is from RefSeq and is a predicted model, not a curated record.
CUUCUUAGCUCAUAAGCGCUCUUAGGUUUCUUGAACGGCAAUCAGUCCAUUUUCUGCCCUUUGUACUUUUAGAUCCAAGAACCAGCCAGCGUUUUUGGAGCUGCAUGUUCCGCCUCUGCCUGCAAUGGCGACCGUCGUAGAGGUCUUUAUGGGAUCAUAUUCUUCUUCCAUACCGGUGGACUGGGAGGCGGAGACCUACCCGGAGUACGGUGACUACGCCUUGCUCCCCCUACUCGUCGCCUUCUUCCCCGCCUUGCGCUUCGUCCUCGAUCAAUUCAUCUUUGAGGUGUUAGCAAGACGACUUAUAUUUGGAAAGAGACAUGGCAAGCUCUCUGAAAUAAAUGAAAGGAGAAAGAAAAUUAACAAAUUUAAGGAAUCAGCCUGGAAAUUUGUUUAUUUUCUUUCCGCGGAACUGUUUGCAUUAUUUGUAACGUACAAUGAGCCAUGGUUUACAAAUACAAGAUACUUUUGGGUAGGGCCUGGCGAGCAGCUGUGGCCUGAUCAAAAGAUGAAGCUGAAGCUUAAGGCUGUAUACAUGUUUGCCGCCGGAUUUUACAUAUAUUCUAUCUUUGCACUUCUAUUCUGGGAAACAAGGCGCAAGGACUUCGGAGUGUCCAUAUGCCAUCAUGUGGCAACUGUUGUUCUGAUUGUUAUCUCCUACAUUUGCAGAUUAUCUCGUGCUGGGUCUGUCAUUUUAGCCAUUCAUGACGCAAGUGAUAUAUUCCUAGAGAUGGGAAAGAUGGCCAAGUACAGUAGCUGCGAGUGGCUAGCUGUUGUGGCAUUUCUAGUUUUUGUGGCUUCGUGGAUCCUUCUUCGGUUAAUAAUUUUUCCUUUCUGGAUCCUAAGAAGCACAAGUUAUGAAGUUGCUACGAUCCUGGACAAGCAGAACAAUAAAAUCUACAGAACCUCAUACUACUAUCUUUUCAACACUCUCUUGUUAUCACUUCUAGUCUUUCACAUAUACUGGUGGGUUCUGAUUUAUAGGAUGCUUGUAAAACAAAUCCACUCCAGUGGGCAUGUUGGUGAGGAUGUUCGAUCCGAUUCGGAAGGCGAAAAUGAUCAUGAAGAUUAAUUUAUAGGUUGUUGGAUGCUUAGUUCAAGAACUAUAUAUGUUGUUCACUAUUGGGAAUUAAAAUGCUGCAAACGGGUUUAAAAAGAAUGGGAAUGUCAAGGAGGAACUACUUAGCAUAUCGAUCAGGAGGAAAUUAAGGCGCAACAAAAAAACUGAAAAUGCUAGAAUCUCAGUGUCACUCGAUCAGUUCUCCUUGAUAGUUGAUACUCUAUCAUUCAGGAUCUUGGGGUAUCAACCUAACAUAUGUCAAGAUGUGUUUGUAUAAAUAUUGAGUUUCUUCAAGUUGUACAAACUAUCCUUUAUGUG